GCUGUCACGCAGCGCGGCGGACACAUCCUGAGAGCCCGAGCCGCUGCACACAGCAAGGAGCUGCCUGGAAACCAAACGCACAACCAGAGAAGAGACGGGAGGAAAAAAAUCCACCCAUUUCCGUGAAAGUUAUUAUUUUUUUCUGUCUCAUGGAAGACAGAGUGAGAGGAGACAAACUCAGAGAGAAGACUGCAUCCACAGUUUGCUCGUGUUAGUCAGAGCGCGCCUCCGCGGCUCAGAUGUGAAGGUGGAUUUUGGGAUGUGAAGCAGCAGGUAAAAGGCUUUGUUCGUGAUGUUGCUGUGUAUGGGAAAGAAGCUGUGCCGUAACAGAGGGCAUCGUGGGUAAAAGAGACAUGCAACAGCCAGCCCCGCAACACUGCCACCUCUUCCUGGGCGGGGCCUUGCUGCUUCUCCUCGCCAGCUCAGCUCUGAGCUGCCCCGCCCGAUGCGAGUGCUCUCCCCAAACCAAGUCGGUCAGUUGCCACCGUAAGCGCCUGCCCAGCAUUCCCGAAGGCGUUCCCAUUGAGACCCGCGCCCUGGACCUGAGCAAGAACAAGUUGCGCGUCAUCACACCAGACAACUUUUCCUCCUUCCAGCAGCUAGAAGACCUGGAUCUCAGCGACAACCUCAUCAGUGUGGUUGAACCUGGCUCGUUCCGCUCUCAGUUGGCUCUGCGCUCGCUCAACUUCCGUAGUAACCUGCUUCAGCUGGUUCCUGCUGGGGUUCUGACAGGUCUAACAAACCUUACCCACAUCGAUCUCAGCCACAACCGACUCGUGGUUCUUCUGGACCAUGCUUUCCAAGAUCUGCACAGGUUGAUGUCCCUGGAGGUGGGUGACAAUGAGCUGGUUUUUAUCUCUCAACGGGCCUUCACUGGACUACUGGGACUUCAGAGUCUGACACUGGAGCGUUCAAAUUUGACUGUGAUCCCAACUGAUGCUUUGGCACAUCUGCACAAUCUGUUUGAACUACGGAUGCGAUACUUGAGCAUCAGUUUUCUCAAACCAUUCUCCUUUAAGAGGUUAACUCGUCUCCGUCAUUUGGAGAUUGACUUCUGGCCCUGGCUGGAAACUCUGCCUCCCUUGUCACUUCAUGGCCUCAACCUCACAACAUUGUUCAUUACCAACACAAAUCUGUCUGCCCUCCCUGGCGCAGUGUUGCGAAACCUGCCCUACCUCACACACCUUAACCUUUCCUACAGCCGCAUCCAGCACAUCCACCAGGGAGAGCUCGGCCAGCUUCAACACCUGCUGGAGCUUCGCCUUCAAGGUGCUCAUCUGGUUUCCAUAGAGCCCCUGGCUUUUUUGGGCCUUAAAUCUCUUCAGCUGCUAGAUGUGUCUCAGAAUCGCCUUGACUCGCUCCAGCGGGGGGUGUUUGCUUCACCAGACACACUUCAGAGGCUUUGUCUGGGUGGAAACCCUUUAGUGUGCGACUGCAGGUUACUGUGGCUACUCAACAGCCACAAGCCGCCUGCUCUGCAGAUUUUGGAUGCCCAGCCUGAAUGCAGCGCACCUGAGUACCUCCUGGGGAAAACACUACGUGACCUUAGGGAGCCUCUGGUCUCAAGGUACAUGACCUGCACCAAGCCACGGAUUGGACCAAACACAACCCAGCUGUUAUUGGCUGAUGAGGGUCAACCAGCCCGUCUGAGCUGCACGGCAGAGGGAGCACCGCGACCCUCCGUGGUCUGGAUUACUCCUCACAGACGCUACAUCACAACUAAAAGCAGUGGUAGGGUGGAAGUCCAACCAGAUGGCACCCUGGAGAUUAAGGUGGCAGAGCUGCAUGACAGCGGGGUGUACUUGUGUAUUGCCAGUAACCCCGCUGGCAAUGCAAGCCUGUCGGCAUCUUUAGCUGUAAAAAGCCUUGGAACUGGGGAGAGAUAUAACAAAAGCUUAAACUACCUGACAGACUCCAACAGCUCAUGGGGGAAUGGAACAGUAUUGUACAACAUGACCCUCCCUAUUGAUAUAAAGACGAUUAUUAUAUCUACAGCAAUGGGCUGCCUGUCCUUCUUAGGUGUGGUUGUGUUCUGCUUCCUGCUUCUGUUCGCCUGGAGCCGGGGCAAAGGACGCCACAAGAACAACUUUGACAUUGAGUAUGUCCCCCGUAAGUCCAACGGGGCAGCUACAGACGUUGCGGAAACAAGUGGUCCUCGGCGAGUUAACAUGAAAAUGAUUUAAAACUGAUGAAAAUUUAC
Molecule: messenger RNA, 2200 nt
Organism: Nematolebias whitei (Rio pearlfish)
Lineage: Eukaryota; Metazoa; Chordata; Actinopteri; Cyprinodontiformes; Rivulidae
Gene: lingo2b
Product: leucine rich repeat and Ig domain containing 2b
Exons: 2
Coding region: 354-2183 (609 amino acids)
Molecular function (GO): protein binding
Source: RefSeq, a predicted model, not a curated record